AUGUCCUCCUGCAUUUUCUGUCGCAUCAUCAAGGGUGAUAUCCCCUCUUUCAAGCUAUUUGAGAGCGACAAGACUCUCGCUUUCCUUGAUAUUGGUCCCCUCAGCAAGGGCCACGCUCUUGUAAUUCCCAAGCACCACGGUGCUAAGCUGGCUGAUAUUCCUGACGACCACCUCACCGAGAUUCUGCCUGUUGUCAAGAAGAUUGUCAACGCAACUGGUGCCACCGAUUACAACAUCCUCCAGAACAAUGGCCGCAUUGCUCACCAAGAAGUUGACCAUGUUCACUUCCAUAUGAUCCCUAAACCCAACGAGACCGAGGGCCUCGGCGUCAAAUGGCCCACAAAACCUGCUGAUAUGGAACAGCUCAAGGCUUACUGUGAGGAGCUCAAGGCCAAGAUCUAA
Messenger RNA from Fusarium mangiferae, 402 nucleotides. RefSeq lists its product as uncharacterized. Gene Ontology annotation, biological process: nucleotide metabolic process. The transcript has 6 exons. Gene Ontology annotation, molecular function: catalytic activity. The record is from RefSeq and is a predicted model, not a curated record. Lineage: Eukaryota; Fungi; Ascomycota; Sordariomycetes; Hypocreales; Nectriaceae. The coding region runs from base 1 to 402 and encodes 133 amino acids.